Molecule: messenger RNA, 840 nt
Organism: Alternaria rosae
Lineage: Eukaryota; Fungi; Ascomycota; Dothideomycetes; Pleosporales; Pleosporaceae
Exons: 2
Coding region: 1-840 (279 amino acids)
Molecular function (GO): hydrolase activity
Source: RefSeq, a predicted model, not a curated record
AUGGCUCACAUGCCCAACGUGGUGUCGGACUUCAACGGCCACCUGAAUGACGGUCCUCGCGUCGUCUUCAAUGGCCACAUGGAUACUUUUCCGGUCAAUAACCUUGAGGGUUGGCGGGUUCCGCCGUACUCUGGAUACAACGAUGGCACCUCGAUACACGGGCUCGGGUCUGUCGACAUGAAGGCAGGUACCGCAGCUUCCAUCAUCGCGUUCACGUUGCUGAAGAAGCGGGCAUCGCAUCUUGUUGGCAGCGUAGCCUUGACUGUGGUCUCGGACGAAGAGACGGGAGGAAAAUGGGGAACGAAGUAUCUGCUUGAUCACUGUGAUGAAAAGUUACCUUGGCUAGGCGAUUGUGUCAUGAAAGGCGGGCCUGGUGGUCUGCAGUCUAUCCGCUUCGGCAAGAAGGGGCGUAUACACAACAGCUUUGAAGCCAUUGUAUACGCUGCCUGCUUGAUGACAAUACUCAAACACAUGGUCGAGUCGAUACGCGCGAACGUGCCGCCGGAACUUGGAGCCUAUCUUCGGUCCGAUGAAGUAAGGGCAGUUACCGACGAGAUAAUGGGAUCCGGGGCAGCAGCAAAUAUGCUCUCACCCACGUUGAACGUGGGCGUCAUCCACGGCGGCGUCAAAGUCAACAUGAUUUCUUCGAAGUGCGUCUUUGAAGCCGACAUUCGCCUCCCCAUCGGUCUCAAGGCAGAGGCUGUACUCAGGAAUAUUGACGAAAGGCUGCUCCUGUUAUUCCCUAGCGUGAGCUACUCUAUACAGGAAGCGGCUAGUGAUCCGGCAAGUUUUUCGGGUUUCAAUCACCCGCUUUCUGGGUACAUGUCUGAUGUUGCGUAA